CUUUUAUUUUAAAAUGAAAUGUUAUCCUUAGUCGCUGAUUUGGAAGAGGAUAUAUUCGUUGCUGUGCAGAAGAAACCGUAUACUUUUUACUGGUAGAUAACGUUUCUCGUUGCUGCAGAUAUAUUUACGAGGGUAUGGUAAAUGAGCUUUAAAGUAUACUGAAGAAUGGAAUAAAGCUCGACUCAGAAUCUAUAUUCUUCAUAAGAUGGUAAUAUAGUGUUUGCUCAUUUUAAUUUUCAGCUAGUCAACUACUAGCCAUAUUUCUUAUAUAUUAUAAUUGGAAGUUGAUCACUUACUACCACUUCUCCUUUUUAGACUUUUGCGAAUUACCUUAUUUUGCUAUCGAAGGACUUCCGAGAUUACGCAUUUCACUCCUCCGCCAUGUAAUGUGUUAAUUUUUUUCGUUCUCUCGAUGGUGAAUAAGGUAAGAAGUGAGGAGCAGUUGCUGGAAAAAGGAAAACUGAAACAUGUUUCAAGCUAAGUUGUUGUUAUAAGGUUAAUAGGGGGAAUUGCAGGAGUCAAAUGAUUGCUCAGGAGGAUUAUGAUUUCAUAACAUCAUAUGAAGCAUCAAAAACCAAGCAAGAUCGUGAUAUUCUCCUGGAAAGCAACAAAAUGCAGUGUGCGCGAACAAUGAUCAGUUUUAUUACAACUGUUGCUAAAGAUCAAAAUGUUCGUUAUGUAUUAACAUUACUGGAUGAUAUGAUUAUGGAAGAUAAAUCACGUGUAGAAAUAUUUCAUAGCUAUGCCCGAAAAAACAAACGCACUCUUUGGUCAUGGUUUUUGGGUAUCUUACAACGUCGAGAUCCAUUUACCAUAAAUCAGAUGUCAUCCGUUUUGGCAAAAUUUGCUUGUUCUGGAAUGACACUCAUGGAAGGUUCUGAUUUGAACUUUUAUAUUUCAUUUCUCAAGGAUCAGCUGAAGUCUGCAGGAAACGAAUACAUUAAUACAACGGCACGUUGCUUGCAAAUGAUGCUUCGGAUUGAUGAAUAUCGUCAUGCAUUUUUAGCGAUGGAUGGCAUUAAGAGUAUCUUAUCAGUGUUAAGUGGUAAAACCAAUUUCCAACUCCAAUAUCAACUUAUAUUCUCCUUAUGGUGUCUUACAUUCAAUCCAGCCAUAGCCAAAAGAUUUCCGCAUAGUGGAAUUAUUCAGAUUCUUGGUGAUAUCCUUUCUGAAUCAACCAAGGAAAAGGUAAUUCGCAUAAUCAUGGGAACGUUUCGGAACAUUCUCGAGAAAAUCGAUGAUCAUGAUCUUGUGCGAGAAGCAGCUUUGCAGAUGGUGCAAUGUAAGACUUUGAAAACACUUGAACUAAUGGACUCCAAAAAAUUUGAUGAUGCCGAACUGAACGAUGAUGCUGAAUUUCUCAGUGAAAAAUUGCAUUCCUCGAUCCAAGAUUUUUCUUCGUUUGACGAAUAUGUAUCGGAGGUGAGAUCAGGUCGGCUACAAUGGAGUCCGGUCCAUAAAUCAGAGAAGUUCUGGAGAGAAAAUGCACAGAAAUUCAAUGAAAAAGAUUUCGAACUUUUAAGGAUAUUAAUCAAUAUUUUGGAACUACAGUCAGACACCUUAACUCUCUGCGUAGCAGUUCAUGAUAUUGGAGAAUACGUGAGACAUUAUCCGAGGGGUAAAAACAAAAUUGAGCAACUACAAGGUAAGCAAGCAGUGAUGAAAUUGCUUUCGGCGGAUGAUCCAAACGUACGAUAUCAUUCUUUGCUUGCAAUCCAAAAAUUAAUGGUGCAUAACUGGGAAUAUCUUGGCAAACAGCUGGAUGCUGAUAAUGCAACUGCUACAGAAUGAACUUUGCGAAUGUGCAUAUGUAUAUGUGAGUUGUGUUGUUUAUAGGGAAAUUUAUGGCACACUAUCUAGAUUUUUAAUUGUUUCUUUUGAGAUAGAUUUUUUGUACGCUAAAUACAUCUGCCUAAUUGAUGUGUGGGUUAGCUAUAUAAUGUCGAUACAUUAGAUGCUUUUGAAUCUUUUAUUUUAUCGUGAUAUUUUUGUAUUUCACACACAACUUAUGUGCUGAGGUUGAUGAAGUGCUCGAAUAGAUACCCGAGCGCUAUGAUUAUAAGGUGAAGUAAUGUGAACCAUAGAUUAAUCGGAAUAACAAAAGUUUGUUGCAAGUACAUUUCCCCAGGAAAGGAAAAUUUUUGAAACUUUCCUUGUAUUAGCAGUUUCUGGAUGGGAAGUAAAAAUAUAGUGAUAAUCUGAUAAUUGUUUACUCGCGCAAACGAUUCAUCCUUCAAUCAUUUUAGCCAUUCAGAUAGCUCAACUGUUCCUUGAAUUAAUGACAUUUAUUAAAAUUUUUCUUUGGAAUCAGGUGAUUUACUGCUCUUAAAUUAACUCAUUUCACACUUUGUAGCAAUUAACACCAGCAAAAAAACGCAGAAUGCAAGAUUCGCAACA
Loa loa (African eye worm) is the source of this 2397-nucleotide messenger RNA. RefSeq names its product vacuolar h ATPase 15. The record is from RefSeq and is a predicted model, not a curated record. Gene Ontology annotation, biological process: proton transmembrane transport. The transcript has 8 exons. Gene Ontology annotation, molecular function: proton-transporting ATPase activity, rotational mechanism. Gene Ontology annotation, cellular component: vacuolar proton-transporting V-type ATPase, V1 domain; lysosomal membrane. NCBI's taxonomy places the organism in Eukaryota, Metazoa, Nematoda, Chromadorea, Rhabditida, Onchocercidae. The coding region runs from base 523 to 1791 and encodes 422 amino acids.